AUGGCAUCACUGGUCUUGAGCCUCACUACUUCUUUGAUCACAGCAAGUCCGUAUCCUCCCUCAGUCCCGGGGACUGCCGAGAAUGCUGCAAGAGGUUUAGUUUAUACAACUAGAAGCUUCGGACAGCGGGGGAACAGUGUGAUCACUAUCACAAAAACAGAAGAGGAGCAAAUCACAGAGAUUUCACGUGGUCGCGAGAUCCAGCUCACUAAGCUGGUUCAAGAGCGACUUAUCAUCAUUGAUCGAACACAAAUUGCUCGGGACAACAUUAGAAAAAACCAUUUCAAAAACUUGAAUUCGCAGCAGAAUACUGUUAUCAUUGUUGUCACCCAAAUUGUCGAUGCGCGGGACACUUCUCGCCAAAACAUUCGAUACAUGACACGUCAAGUCCAGGCAGAUAAUCAAGCUAAGGAUACACAAUACGUCAUGGUCCAACAAGCUCAAGCGAUGACCAUCAAUGGUGCUUCUUCCACAGGAACAGCAUCUUUGCCUCAAGGCACUGACAUAUCGUCUUCCUCUCCCAUUAAGACAUAUGAUCCCAAUGAAGCACCAUCGGUAUCAAAUGGCACUCAAUUAUUACCGGUAAAUGCAGCAGCUCCAAGUUUUGGGGGCGUAAAGCAAUUCCAAGAUCCAGCGAUUAUCAUCGAGGAGAAUCAACAGGCUUUUGUGAACUUUGCGAGUGCCGGAGGAGAUUGA
Molecule: messenger RNA, 696 nt
Organism: Sclerotinia borealis F-4128
Lineage: Eukaryota; Fungi; Ascomycota; Leotiomycetes; Helotiales; Sclerotiniaceae
Source: the annotation of a GenBank genome assembly